Molecule: messenger RNA, 1176 nt
Organism: Cynocephalus volans (Philippine flying lemur)
Lineage: Eukaryota; Metazoa; Chordata; Mammalia; Dermoptera; Cynocephalidae
Gene: NCF1
Product: neutrophil cytosolic factor 1
Exons: 11
Coding region: 1-1176 (391 amino acids)
Biological process (GO): superoxide anion generation; respiratory burst
Cellular component (GO): NADPH oxidase complex; cytoplasm
Molecular function (GO): protein binding; superoxide-generating NADPH oxidase activator activity; phosphatidylinositol binding
Source: RefSeq, a predicted model, not a curated record
AUGGGGGACACCUUCAUCCGCCACAUCGCCCUCCUGGGCUUCGAGAAGCGUUUCGUCCCCAGCCAGCACUACGUGUACAUGUUCCUGGUAAAGUGGCAGGACCUGUCCGAGAAGCUGGUCUACCGGCGGUUCACUGAGAUCUACGAGUUCCACAAAACCUUAAAAGAAAUGUUUCCUAUCGAGGCAGGGGACAUCAACCCAGAGAACAGGAUCAUCCCCCACCUCCCAGCUCCCAGGUGGUUUGACGGGCAGCGGGCCGCCGAGAGCCGCCAGGGCACGCUCACCGAGUACUGCGGCGCGCUCAUGGCGCUGCCCGUGAAGAUCUCCCGCUGCCCCCACCUGCUCAACUUCUUCAAGGUGCGCCCCGACGACCUCAAGCUCCCCACGGACAGCCAGCUGAAAAAGCCGGAAACAUACCUGAUGCCCAAAGAUGGCAAGAAUAACGUGACAGACAUCACGGGCCCCAUCAUCCUGCAGACCUACCGUGCCAUCGCCAACUAUGAGAAGAGCUCGGGCUCAGAGAUGGCCCUGGCUAUGGGCGACGUGGUGGACGUCGUGGAGAAGAAUGAGAACGGCUGGUGGUUCUGCCAAAGGAAGGCCAUGCGCGGUUGGGUCCCGGCAUCCUUCUUGGAGCCCCUGGACAGUCCCGACGAGUUGGAGGACCCGGAGCCCAACUAUGCAGGUGAGCCCUAUGUCACCAUCAAAGCCUAUGCUGCCGUGGAGGAGGAUGAGGUGUCCCUGCCUGAGGGUGAAACUAUCGAGGUCAUUCAUAAGCUCCUGGAUGGCUGGUGGGUCAUCAGGAAAGAUGACGUCACAGGCUACUUCCCGUCCAUGUACUUGCAAAAGUCGGGGCAGGACCUGACCCAGGCCCAAUACCAGAUCAAGGGCCGAGGGGCGCCGCCCCGCAGGUCGUCCAUCCGCAACGCGCACAGCAUCCACCAGCGGUCGCGGAAGCGACUCAGCCAGGACACCUAUCGCCGCAACAGCGUCCGUUUCUUGCAGCAGCGUCGCCGCCAGAUGCGGCCGGGGAAGCAGAGCCCUGGGAGCCCGCUGCUCGAGGAGUCGCAGACGCAGCGUGCGAAACCGCAGCCCGCCGUGCCCCCGCGGCCCAGCGCCGACCUCAUCCUGCACCAUUGCAGCGAGAGCACCAAGCGGAAGCUGGCGUCCUCCAUCUGA